Messenger RNA from Guillardia theta CCMP2712, 3726 nucleotides. RefSeq lists its product as hypothetical. Bases 1 to 3726 code for a protein of 1241 amino acids. The transcript has 9 exons. Gene Ontology annotation, biological process: regulation of DNA-templated transcription. Gene Ontology annotation, cellular component: nucleus. The record is from RefSeq and is a predicted model, not a curated record. Gene Ontology annotation, molecular function: histone binding; chromatin DNA binding. NCBI's taxonomy places the organism in Eukaryota, Cryptophyceae, Pyrenomonadales, Geminigeraceae.
AUGGCAGAUGCAGCGCCCUUGCCCGAGGAGCUGGAGGACGGGGAGGAGCUCAACGCAACGGAGGUUUACUCUGAUUACGAGUGCACGUCCUUGAAGCAACAUGCUUCGCUGCUGGUCAAGCACCCUGGGCAUGUCUCAGAACCUGCGAGUCUUGCGCUCGUGCGCCUGCCUCCUCCUCAGUUCCCCUUGUUCGACUCGGUGCCGAUCGAAGUCUUCGCGGAGGGAAAACUUUCGGAUCUUCAGACCGAGGGCGUUCUGUAUGCAUGCCAGAGGCAUCAGAUGAUACUUCCCAACGGCUGCCGUGCUGGUUUCUUCCUGGGGGAUGGGGCAGGUGUGGGGAAGGGGCGACAGAUCUCUGGAAUCAUUUUCGACUCCCUGGCAAGAGGACGGCGGAAGCAUGUGUGGCUGUCCACGUCGAGCGAUCUGAAGCUCGAUGCUGAACGAGACAUGAACGCUCUUGGAUGCUUCGUGAAGGUGAUCGAUGGUUGCCAGCAGCUGGACGACAACACGAAGGCCCUUGGGCUCAGCAGCGACUUCAAAGAGGGAGUGCUCUUCUCGACCUACAGCACUCUCAUCGGGGGAGCCAAGCCCGGUAGGCCCUCCCGGCUGGAGCAGAUAGUGAAAUGGUGCGGGGGGGAAACCUUCGACGGCGUCCUUGUGUUCGACGAGUGCCACAGAGCGAAGAACUUUUUCAUUGGCGAGAACUCUGAUGCAUCAACAAAGACUUCCAAGUGCGUCAUUGAGAUACAGAAGAGGCUGCCGCUAGCUAGGGUCGUCUACUCCAGCGCUACUGGGGUUACUGAACUCGGAAACCUCGCGUAUUGUGAGAGACUUGGUCUUUGGGGUGAAGCAUGCACUUUCGCCAACUUCGAGCAAUUCCUAUCGACAGUUUCAAGAAGAGGAGUUUUCUUCCUUGAGAUGCUGGCAAUGGAACUGAAGAGGAUCGGGGCAUACGUCAGCAGGGGGCUUUCAUUCCAGAAUUCAGAGUUCCACACCGUCGAACUGAAAUUGAGCGAUCAACAAAGGCAUGUCUAUGAUGAAGCUGCAUCUCUAUGGUUGGAUGUGAGAAUAGCGUUACAAGAGGCUAUUCAGAAGACGAAUGCUCCUGGGAGAAUUUUGUCAAACUACUGGUCAGCGCAUCAAAGAUUUUUUCGACAGCUGAUCCUUGCUAUGAAAGUUGAUUACAUUGCUGCAGAAGCCAAGAAGGCAGUUGAAGAAGGGCAUGCGGUUGUCAUCGGUUUGCAGCAGACUGGAGAGGCGGCUCUGUCUAGGAAAAUUUCGCAGAAGAAGAGUGUACAUCACUUCAACAGCCUCUACUCUAGCGUUCGAGACACCCUGAUAUCAUUCUUAGAGACUCACUUCCCCGUCAUUGUGCAUGAUGCUUCAACAGACGCCCUGAAUGAUUCUAAGCAGCUUGAUACCAGCGUUGUUGACAUCACAGAUGAAAUUUACAUGAACAACGUGGAGGUGUCAAAGAACAAACAGUCAGCUGGACAAACUGUGGAAUCAUGUCUCAAGAAUAGAGAUGACCUGAUUCGAAGAACAGAAGAAUGCGAACUUCCAAGUUCUGCUCUCGACUUGUUGAUUGAUCAGCUGGGUGGGCCGGACCGUGUUGCAGAAAUGACGGGAAGGACAUGGAGGAUUGUCAGGGAGAAAGGAAACACUUUCCGUGUGGAGCAGCGAGGUAAAGGGGAAGCGGAAAUUGAGACUAUCAACGUGAAAGAAUGCCAGAAGUUUCAAGCAGGGAAGAAGUUGAUAGGAAUCAUCUCUGACGCUGCGUCAGUGGGAAUAAGUUUACAUGCCCUCAAGGAUGGGGGCAACCAGAGGAGGAGAGUACAUUUCACGCUAGAGUUGCCAUGGAGCGCCGACAAGGCUGUCCAACAACUCGGCCGAUCCCAUCGAAGCAAUCAAGUGAGUGCUCCGAUAUACAGACUGGUCGUGACAGACAUUGGUGGAGAAAGGAGAUUCGCAUCGGCGGUGGCGAGGCGUUUGGAGAGUUUGGGGGCACUGACGAGGGGAGAUCGUCGAGCAGCCGUCGGGCAAGAUCUGCAGGAAUUCAAUUUGCAAACGGUUUAUGGGAAUUCCAGCUUGAAAAAACUGAUGGAAUCAAUUCAAAAUUCUACACUGUUGGUCCAAAAUGUCAAUGUGCGUGAUCUCUUCGAGAUCACAGGAGACACAAGUGAAGAAGACCUCCUUGAAAACUUCAGGCUCGGCUUUGAGUAUCUCGCAAUGAGUGGAGCUCGUUCAGCGUCUGAACAAGGAAAUGUGAAGAAAUUCUUGGGAAGGUUGCUGGCUGCUCCAGUUACAAUACAGAAUUGCCUCUUUCAGUACUUCUUUUGUCUGCUUCAACACGAGAUAUGCAUGGCAAAGCGAGAGGGCCGCUACAGUGAUGCAAUCUCAGAUCUUUUCCACGAAGACAGUGUCCAAAUUGAUGUUUUGUCUUCUGAGGAAGUUUAUUCAGACCCAACGACCUCUGCGAAAACUUCUGUUCAUAACCUAAGAAUUGACAGAGGCAUGAGCUGGGAUUCUGCCAUCAAGAAGCUAAGAAUGGAAAGCAAGGGGAGCAAGAAUGAUGGAUUCUAUGAAACUCGGCACAAAAUUCCUGGGAGAAACGUGUAUGGCAUCAUCCUUGCUAUUUGCAAAGAUGAUGCUUCUUUCAUUAUAUCACGACCCAACACUGGGCUCAGCAAGCAAGAGAUCAGCCUGAGUGAGCUGCAUGAGAAGUACGUACAGCAGGAUUCGAGCGAAGCAGAGAGGUCAUGGAAAACACUCUUUGUCCAAAGCGAGUCAUGGGACGGCAACGGUUCGCGAAUCCUCAACUUCAAUCUUGUGAGCGGAACAUUGAUUUCCAUCUGGAAUGAGAUACAAGAGGUUGUCACACGACACUCUCGAAGCUCUGACAGCAAGCUCUCUGUACGUGAUGCUCGUAUGAAGGUCGUCAGGAUUGCUAUCGAUGGCCGACAUCUGGUUGGCCUCCGCCUCCCAUGCUCUGUUGUGGCUGACAUCAAAGAGGCUCUGAGGAGCAGAAUGCUCUUGCGCUCAGGACAGGCUGUGAAAAUUCUUCCACCGGAUCUUGGUGCGCAAGGGAUCUUGGCUCUAAAGCUUCAACCCAACACCAAUUUCCUCCUCCCGAUCUUGGUAGGAGAUUCCCAUAUAAGAGCGCCUGUCAGGUACGACACCACCAGCGGCUCUAUCAAGACGAUGGUGCCAAUACCUGAUGGCAAACAAAUCGAAGUCUCUCUCUCGAUCGCCCAGUGCACCUCAAGGAUCCCGGUGGUUGUCCCAUACUGCUCCGAUGACUCCAAGUCCAACUUCGAGACGAGAGUGCAAGUGGAAGAGGUCUGCCCAGUGAUGGUUUCGGAACGAGAUCGAGCCACCCGAAAGCCUGCGAGCAUCGCAAGUUUCUUCAAGAAGAGCGAUCACAGCGUCAAGAAAGGCCGAGAGGAGGAGAAGUCAAGGCUAUCAGGGACAACCUCUGCUUGCUCUGAGAAGGCGGGUGAAGCAGAGCGGCCGGUUGCUAAUGAAACAACAAAGGCGAAGAGAGGGAUUCAGAAUUACUUUCAGAGGAACAAUAUGACACCGAAGAAGCCUCGCAUGAUCACGAGCGAUCCGGAAGACUUGAAGUCUGAGGUUGAAGUUGACAACUGUAGUGCAGGGCUACAGCCAACUGCGAUCAACAAACAUGUGGACGAUGUAGUGGACCUGACUCUGAGCGACAGAGAGUAA